Messenger RNA from Octopus sinensis (East Asian common octopus), 1485 nucleotides. RefSeq names its product synaptosomal-associated protein 25. The transcript has 2 exons. The record is from RefSeq and is a predicted model, not a curated record. Gene Ontology annotation, biological process: synaptic vesicle priming; exocytosis; synaptic vesicle fusion to presynaptic active zone membrane. Bases 188 to 835 code for a protein of 215 amino acids. Gene Ontology annotation, cellular component: plasma membrane; SNARE complex. NCBI's taxonomy places the organism in Eukaryota, Metazoa, Mollusca, Cephalopoda, Octopoda, Octopodidae. Gene Ontology annotation, molecular function: syntaxin binding; SNAP receptor activity.
UCCCCUUUCCUCCCUCCCCACCACACUAUCACUUAUUGCAACAGUUCAGUUUUGCUGUUAUCCAUGAGACACAAAUCUUGUCUUGUCCAUCACUGUUAACCAAAGCUGUUUUCGCAAAGGAUAACCCGGAAAAAAAUACCACAACAACGAUAUUAAGCAGAAUCCGAAGGAUUAACAAACAUCCAAAAUGGCUGAAAUGAAUGGUGAGGCACCACCACCGAAGACUGAGUUGGAGGAGAUCCAGCAGAAAUCUCAUCAGACUACCGAUGAUUCGCUGGAGUCAACACGGAGGAUGUUGACGAUGUGUGAAGAGAGUAAAGAAGCUGGUAUUCGAACCCUUGUCAUGCUCGACGAACAGGGAGAGCAGUUGGAUCGUAUAGAGGAAGGUCUUGAUCAGAUCAACCAGGACAUGCGAGACGCUGAGAAAAAUCUCGAAGGAAUGGAGAAAUGCUGUGGUCUAUGCGUGCUGCCUUGGAAAAAGGGCAAGUCGUUUGAGAAGAGUGGGGAUUAUGCAAACACCUGGAAAAAGGAUGAUGACGGCCCUACCAACACGAACGGACCAAGAAUGGUGGUUGGUGAUCAAAACGGCAUGGGUGGACCGAGCUCUGGAUACGUGACUCGCAUCACCGGUGAUGCGAGGGAAGAGGAGAUGGAGACCAACAUCAAAGAGGUCAGUGGCAUGAUUGGAAAUUUGAGGAACAUGGCCAUUGACAUGGGCAACGAGAUUGGGGGUCAAAACAGGCAGGUGGAUCGAAUCCAGCAGAAGGCCGAGUCGAACGAAACUCGCAUCGACGAGGCUAACAAGCGGGCAACCAAACUCCUCAAAGAUGCGUAAAGCUGUGGAGGAGGCGAUGAAGAUAUUGAAGAAAAAGCAAAAAAAACGAAACAAAACAAAGCAUAAAAAUAAAAUGAAAAUUAAAAAAAAAAAAAAUAUAGAAAACAAAAGCAAAAUAUUCCACAUUCAACUACAUCGACAAUAACAUCAGCAACAAACACUUAUUAAUUUGUUCUAGUCUAUGCUACUGUGAAUAAAACUUUGAAUGUGAUCCGAACUGAGGCAAAUUACACACGCAUACAUACAUACAUACAUACAUACAUACAUACACACACAUGCUCACUCACUCUCAUAUAUGCAUACAUACAUACACUCCAACAUACAUACAGAUAUAUAUAUAUAUAUAUAUAUAUAUAUAUACAUAUAUGUGUGUACUUACAUAUGCUUGCAUAGAUGCAUAUCCAGUUCCACUGCAUUUAAAAUUGCACCACAUCUGCAUACAUCACAUCAUACCCAAGCGCAUACAUAACAGCACAACACACACACACACAAUCACACACAUACAUUCCUGAAUGCUUAAACACACACAUGUCACAAUCACACCAUCUGUGCACACUCACUAACAUCAGUUUCCAGUAUUUUCUUUUCAUCUUUUUUUUUUCUUCCUCUAAUGAAACAUUCCGAAGGUUAGAAAAAAAAAAAAAAUAAUG